Cuscuta campestris is the source of this 3076-nucleotide messenger RNA. The record is from the annotation of a GenBank genome assembly. NCBI's taxonomy places the organism in Eukaryota, Viridiplantae, Streptophyta, Magnoliopsida, Solanales, Convolvulaceae.
ACACCCUACUUUUGGUGACAUAAUUUUUUUAAAAAUAUUUUUACAUUGUUUCAAAACUUUUUUUAUAAAUUAAUUUUAAAUAUUAAUAAUGGAAAAUGAUUAUUUUGAAAAAGAAAUUCUUCCCAAACAAAUGCGAUAAGAAAAAUAAUUUUGGGAGGGACCGUGAAUUGAAAACGUUGCAGAGUGAAGCACGCAAGAAGUUCAAGCCCUUUGUGCUUGGAAAUGAAGAGCAAAUGAGCAGUGCUGAAGCUUCAUGCCUUUCGCUCUUGACCAACUGCAAGACUCUGAAAUGCGUCAAACAAUUCCACGCUUACCUUUGCAAGAUCGGUCUCGAAUCCGACCAAUUCAUCUCCGCGAAGCUCCUCAUUCAGUGCGCUGUAAAUAUAGCGGACGCACUCGCCUACGCUCGCCGCCUCUUCCACGGCCUCCCGGCCCCAGACGCCUUCAUGUACAACACACUCAUACGCGGAUUUGCCGAGUCGGACUCACCUCAGGAUUCCCUCAAGACUUUUGUAAGCAUGCUUCGGAGCUCGCAGUCCCCUCCGGAUAGCUUCUCUUUCGCUUUCACGCUCAAGGCUGCAGCGAAUAUGAGGUGUUUUAAGAGUGGGUCUCAGAUGCAUUGUCAAUCCUUCUCUCGUGGCCUCAGUUCCCAUCUCUUUGUAGGGACUACCACGAUCAGCAUGUAUGCCGAGUGUGGGCACAUUGGAUUUGCAAGGAAUGUGUUUGACGAAAUGUCUGAACCAAAUGUUGUUGCCUGGAAUGCCAUGCUUACUGCUUAUUUUCGGGUUGGAGAUUUGAGGAGUGUUGAUGGAAUGUUCUGUUUGAUGCCUUCAAGGGACUUGACUUCUUGGAAUUUGAUGCUUGCUGGGUAUUCCAGAGCAGGAGAAAUGGAUUAUGCCCAGAAGAUCUUCGACCAAAUGCCAACAAGGGACAUUGUUUCUUGGAGCACUAUGAUCCAUGGGUUUGCGUGUAAUGGGUAUUUUGAUGAGGCAUUAUGGUGUUUUAGGGAGUUGAGGAGGGAAGGAACUGCUCCCAAUGAGGUGAGCCUGACAGGGGUUCUGUCUGCAUGUGCUCAAUCUGGGGAGUUCGAAUCUGCAAAAUCCCUCCAUGGAUUUGUAGAGAAAGUUGGGAUGGCGUGGAUUAUCUCGGUGAAUAAUGCACUUUUGGAUUGUUAUGCGAGGUCUGGGAACCUGGGUAUUGCUCGCUUAGUCUUUGAAAGGAUUCCAGGGAAGAAGAGUAUCAUUUCUUGGACUUGUAUGAUUACUGGGCUAGUAAUGCAAGGCUAUGGUGACGAGGCAAUGCAACUUUUUCGCGAUAUGGAAUCUUCUGGAAAUAGUCCGAAUCGGGCAGGAUUUACUUCAAUUCUUUGUGCAUGUAGCCAUUCUGGUUUACUCAAAGAAGGACAACAUAUUUACGAUACAAUGGCAAGAGUAUAUGGCAUCGAGCCCGAUAUCGAGCAUUAUGGUUGUAUGGUUGAUCUUUACAGUAGGGCGGGACAACUGAAAAUGGCAUAUGAUUUUGUCAUACAAAUGCCUAUCCCCCCAAACGCAAUCAUUUGGCGGACUCUUUUGGGUGCUUGCAGCUCCUAUGGUGAAGUUCAAUUAGCUGAGCUUGUGAAUGAAAGGCUCUUGGAGAUGGAUCCCAACAACUCUAGUGAUCAUGUUUUAUUAUCAAAUGUUUAUGCAGCUGCUGGGGAAUGGCAGGGUGCUGCAACAGUAAGGAGAUCAAUGAGCAACCAAAAAAUGAUGAAAACCCCGGGUCUAAGCAUAGUUUGAACAUACAUUUUGUACUUAAGGUUAUAAGAGACACGUGAUGCUUCUGUGUGGAGGACACGAACAGAAAGUUUUUCCUUUCCUCACUAAGGGCCUGUUUGGGAAAGGCAUUUUGGGUUGGGAACGCUAAACCUUGUUAACUGGGCGUUUGCUUUGCAUUAAAAGGGGAGCUGCGUUUUUUAUUAUCUCCUUCGCCUAUUUUUUCGCGCAGCUUAACGCAAGACGCUCCCUAGGACCAGCAUUCUAAGAAGAAAGUUGGCAUUUUGUAGAAAUUUUCGAAGGUGAUACAUCAAAGAAAUAAGCUGAUACAUCAAAGAGGUUGAUGGUGUCUAGAAGGCUAGAAAUAAGCUGAUACAUCAAAGAGCAUAUCUCCGUCUCUCACUACUUCUCACGAAUGAUGAAUGCCAUUGGCCAUUCUCUCCGCCUACCGCCCCACGAUGUGAGCUUCUUCACUGCUGAGCUCUCCCAUCCUUUUUCUCCUUCACUUUGGUAUUCGGAUACGACUUUCUUCCUUCACUCUGCAGGUGCAAACCCAUCACUUUGACAAUGUGGCACAAAUUCACAAGCGUUCAGGGCAGCAAAAUUGAAAAGGCACUCGAAUCAGAUAACAAUCCAACAAUACUCGCAAUGAGGACUGUCAUUGACAUCACGACACGAUUCAUCAAUCAAAGUGGACGCAAUCAUAUCCCUUUCAUCAUAUUUAGAAGAAUGGGAAUGUUCAAAUACUGUCGCAAUAGAGCAUGCCCUGGAAACAAAACAAUUUCAAGAUCCUUUAUCUCUUUUUGUAAGUCCAGAAGACAUUCAAGCAUCUCGGAACUCACAGAGACAGAAAUCAGGAACACAUGUACUGGGUUGAAGGUGAAAUACAAGUCCUAGAAAAUGCAUCGAUUACAUUGUAAAUAGGAUGCAGCAGCUGCAAUCGGAAAGUGCACUUCAGAGAAGGCAUUAGCUUUGAAUGCAUGCAAUGUGGGGACAAAGAAGCAAGAAAUACAAAGAGGUGACUUACAUACUUUUCGUGUUCUUUGUUGAUCUCUUCAAGUUACUAUUCAACUCGCUUGCUAGCUACCAUUAGUUUUCUUUCAGUCAGUAGAUCAAAGGUGAAAAGAAUACGUUCAAGAAUGCUGGUGUUAUCAUCCGACUUUAGAUGUGUUUGCCAAUUUUAUUGCCCUUUCAUCAAAUGCAACCCUGUAAUUACUCAUUGGUUCAUUUAUAAGUCGUUAAAGAUUCAAAGGAAACCGGAUCUCCAUCUACUCCACCAACAAUUGAGAGUAAUCGGCGUGAACAAAUAAACUUUUGUCUUCAGG